GGGUGAAGUUGACUUUUGAAGUGCUGGGAGUCAAGAUGGAGAAAAGGUUUUAGAAGAAGAAGGAGGAGAAGAGGGCAGGCGCUUGUAUCAUCAUCAUAAACUUCAUCUGACUCCAAAGCAAGUCCCCUGCUUUCAGUAUCCUCAUGUCAAAUUCCGGUGGUUUUUCGGACAAGCUCCGAAAUUUCCUUUUGUUGGAGAUAUUACCCGGCAGGAGGGUACCGACACACGUGUUCCACUCCUUAACCUCGCCACUGUUCAGAUUAGGGUGGAUUCUCUGGAGCGCUUCUUGUCUGACUCGAUCAGCCGAAGCGUUGUGAUUGGUCCUGACCAGAUGGAGAUGGUUUCCACCGAGAUUGUCUCCGCAAUCCACCAGAUCAUCGUCAACGGAGCUGCUCUUCUCUCCUGUUCUCAGCCCGAAUACUCUAGUUUUCCGGCUGCCGGGGAUGCAGUUCUCCCCGAAAGUUAUGCUGUGAUGGGGAACGGUUCGAAUCCGAAAAAUCUGAAGACUCGGCAUCUGACGACGGCGGCGGCUGUGAAAUCGGGUGGUCCUGAUGCGAUGGAUCUGAAGAUGGAGAGGGUGGAAGAUGAUGUGAAAGAGGAGAUCGACGGCGGUGAUGACGAUGGGGAUUGCGAGGUCAUCGAACUGGACGCCGUUGAAUUGCUAGCUGAGCACAUUCACUUUUGCGAUAUCUGCGGAAAAGGGUUUAAGCGAGACGCAAAUCUCCGAAUGCACAUGCGCGCACAUGGAAACCAGUUCAAGACUCCCGAAGCCCUAGCGAAGCCGGAUAAGUGUAUGGAAACGCAGCGACGAGUGCGGUUCUCGUGCCCCUACCAGGGCUGCAACCGAAACAAAGGUCACAAGAAGUUUCGGGCGUUGAAAUCGGUGAUAUGCGUGAAGAAUCACUUCAAGCGGAGUCACUGCCCCAAGAUGUACUCCUGUCAUCGCUGCAACAAGAAGAGCUUUUCGGUUCUGGCAGACUUGAGGAGCCACUUGAAGCACUGUGGAGAGUCCAAGUGGAGGUGUUCCUGUGGGACAAGUUUUUCACGAAAGGAUAAACUGUUUGGGCACAUGGCCCUGUUCGAGGGCCACAUGCCCGCAGUCGAAAAUGGGGAUGAGAAAUCGGUGCUGUCAGCAGCAGCAGUAGCAGCUGCCACCAUGGAAGAAGAUGAGCAUGAGGACGAAGAUGGGAUUGGAAAGGAAGAAGAGAAUGGGAUGUUUGAGGGAUUGUUUCAAGGAUUUGGUUCAAUUGGGGAAUACUGUUUGCAGGAUGUGUUGAGGUCUCCUCCUCGACUAUAUGAUAUUUCCGACUUUUUGGAUUAGCCGGGUAUUAUAUGGGGUAUCCGUAUGUAUACAUAGAUGUGUAUUCUUUGUAACAAUAAAAUUAUGACCCUGCUUUCAUCACUCUUGUUGUAGCUGCUCUUUCAUUUGCAAUAAAGUUUUUGGAUUAAAUAUA
This is a messenger RNA of Vitis riparia (riverbank grape), 1454 nucleotides long. Its product is annotated as zinc finger protein STOP1 homolog. The transcript has a single exon. Gene Ontology annotation, biological process: response to acidic pH; response to aluminum ion. The record is from RefSeq and is a predicted model, not a curated record. The coding region runs from base 332 to 1321 and encodes 329 amino acids. Lineage: Eukaryota; Viridiplantae; Streptophyta; Magnoliopsida; Vitales; Vitaceae.